AUUCUUCCUAUUAUAUGACGAGGUGUCUUUAUGGAAGUAAAUCUGACGUUGUGUACGUAAUAUUUGUCAGGGCUGGUGAACUUUCAAAUGCUGAAAUUGAUAGCUUGAUGGUUAUUGUGGCGAAUCCUCGUCAGUUCAAGAUUCCAGACUGGUUCUUGAACAGAAAGAAGGAUUACAAGGAUGGAAAGUUUUCUCAAGUUACAUCCAAUGCUUUGGACAUGAAGCUCAGGGAUGAUCUCGAGCGUUUGAAGAAGAUCAGGAACCACCGUGGGCUCCGUCACUACUGGGGUCUUCGCGUGCGUGGACAGCACACCAAGACUACUGGUCGUAGGGGAAAGACUGUUGGUGUCUCCAAGAAGCGAUGAGUGUUUUCUUCUUCUUCUUCUUGUUUCUAUGUUAUUUUGAUGACUAGUUUUAUUUGGUUUUAGGCUUUUACUCCAAUCUUGAGAUGUUACAUGCUUUAUUAUCCCUGUUCUGAAUUUCAAGUUUUGGACUCGUGCUUUUUAUUUUUUAUGACUUUUAAAGACAAAUUUUGUGUGGUAAGAGUUUCAUUUUUUCUCCCA
Messenger RNA from Erythranthe guttata (spotted monkey flower), 563 nucleotides. Lineage: Eukaryota; Viridiplantae; Streptophyta; Magnoliopsida; Lamiales; Phrymaceae. The record is from RefSeq and is a predicted model, not a curated record.